GGGCGAGCGAGAGAGCUACCCGGCAGCAGGCGGGCGGGUGGCCGGCCGGCACGGAGGGAGGGAACGAGCAAGCGGUGAGCAAGCCAGCGAGGGCGCCCGGGUCCCGAGGGCAGCGGAGAUUCCUCAGGCCCCUCCGGUGCCCUCCCCGGAGCCCACAGCACCUCCGGCACCCAGCGGAGCGGACGCGGUCCAGCCCGGCCAUGGCCUCGUUGCUGAAGGUGGAUCAGGAAGUGAAGCUCAAGGUUGAUUCUUUCAGGGAGCGGAUCACAAGUGAGGCAGAAGACUUGGUGGCAAAUUUUUUCCCAAAGAAGUUAUUAGAACUUGAUAGUUUUUUGAAGGAACCAAUUCUAAAUAUCCAUGACCUAACUCAGAUCCACUCAGACAUGAAUCUCCCAGUCCCUGACCCCAUUCUCCUCACCAAUAGCCACGAUGGACUGGAUGGUCCCACUUACAAGAAGCGCAGGUUGGAUGAAUGUGAAGAGGCCUUCCAAGGAACCAAGGUGUUUGUGAUGCCCAACGGGAUGUUGAAAAGCAACCAGCAGCUUGUGGACAUUAUUGAGAAAGUAAAACCUGAGAUUCGGCUGCUGAUCGAGAAAUGUAACACGGUCAAAAUGUGGGUUCAGCUCUUGAUUCCCAGGAUAGAAGAUGGGAACAACUUCGGGGUGUCGAUUCAGGAGGAAACAGUUGCAGAGCUAAGAACUGUCGAGAGUGAAGCUGCGUCUUAUCUGGACCAGAUUUCUAGAUAUUAUAUUACAAGAGCCAAAUUGGUUUCUAAAAUAGCUAAAUACCCCCAUGUGGAGGACUAUCGCCGCACUGUCACAGAGAUCGAUGAGAAAGAGUACAUCAGCCUCCGCCUCAUCAUCUCAGAGCUGAGGAAUCAGUAUGUCACGCUCCAUGACAUGAUCCUGAAAAACAUUGAGAAGAUCAAACGGCCCCGAAGCAGCAAUGCAGAGACACUGUACUGAGGCCAGGGCCAGGGCCGGGGGACUUUGUGAGUCUGGCUCAAGACCGACAUUGCCUUGGUUUGUUAUAUGACUAUCGUGAUGGGGAAACUGGCUGGAAAUAGUAAUCACACCUCUCUGUUUUUAGUUAGAGUCUAAUGAAACUCUCAUCUAGUUCUGUGACGUGUUUACCUCUUUUUUCAGGCCUCAGGAACUCUUCUAUCUCCUUCCCCAACACCCCCACCCAACCUGUCCUAAUUUCUGGAGAACUCCAGGUUUGUGCAGCAUACUGGCACAAGAAUAAUUGUGGGUUUUUGUUUUUUUCUCCCCCCUCUUUCCCGUUCUAGGUUUUGUGUUUUCUUCCUUUUGAUGAUUAGUUGGCUAAAAGCUGGAGGAACUAUAGGGAAAGUGUUAGGUGUCUUUUAGGAACAGGGGAGUGGAUGUGGAAGGGACAUCUCUUUUAUCACAAGGCUAGUGUCUCUUGUUUCUGUGGGACUUUGGUCCUUCCUGUCUGUCCUGGUGAGCCUUAGGGUUUUCCUGCAUCCAUCCCACCUGGAGCCUGGCCAUGAUGAGGGAAACCUUAGGCCUUCAGCUACAUCCCUACAGCUUCUUGGAUGUUUUUAUAACUGGGGUUUUCACAUACACUUGUGGACACAUGUACAUACGCAUAGGGACAUGUAUACAUGCUUCCUGCUCCAUUAUAGAACAUACCUUACUUCUUGUACCACACCCCCUCAAGCCCCUGUCACAUACAACACCUCAGCAGGUGAUAGUUGUCUUAGUCAUCCACCCAGGCAAAAAUCCCAGGCCCACCCUCUCCUGAUAAUGUAGCCACUGGUGCCAGGGUAAGUUGAAGGAGAACAGGAGCCGAGCAGCAGAGGCUCGUGGAGGCCUCCCUCUGCGACUCAGGUUCUUUUUGGUGUUAUGCAAAAGCUGGUCCUCUAGCCCCCACUUGCCCUUCUCCUGGGCUAGCGUGUUCGCUGGCUAGGGAGCGUGUGAGGCCCAGAGGCUGCUGCUCCUCGCUAUGCUUUCCCUUUGGGAAAUGUUUCUCGUAUUUAUAGUAUUGUGCUUCCAGGGAAAGCAGUAAUUCAUGUGUAUAUGUGUGUGUGUACACAUACACACGUGCACAUGUGUGUGUGUGUGUGUGUGUGUGUGUGUGUGUGUGUGUGUGUGUGUUCGCGUGUGUGUAUAAAUAUGCUGCGAAGGUCAAACCCAUAGAAGAGUUGCCUCCUCUUGAAUCUUCCAGAGAUAUCACUUGUUACAGCAUUUGGAUUAACCCCACCAGCCCCCAGCUUUUUAAGUGAGAGUUGGUCUCUGCAGUUAGCCUGCCAGUGACUCAGUGUCUAUUUGACUUUACUCCUCUCCGUCUUCCAAUUCCCAGUCAUUUUCCAUCUGGGUGCAUCACUUUCACUCCCAGCGUUCUAUAGAGCAGGAGUUGGGAUGCUCUCUUCCCAUGAGUAGUGCUCAGUAACAAACCAACUGCAUUUUCAUUGGGCAGUACGCCUACCCACCCUCAGAUCCCUUCCAGCCGAACCCCUUCCUGCCCACCAUGUGUUUCUCAGUUUUCCUUUUUGUUUGAUUGUUCCUCUGCCCCUCCCUCCUUGGAUUGUAAUGUAAAAUUCUUUUACCAUGUCAAGAAAUUAUUAAAAAUACAGGUACUUUGACCUCUUUCUAAA
Molecule: messenger RNA, 2617 nt
Organism: Rattus norvegicus (Norway rat)
Lineage: Eukaryota; Metazoa; Chordata; Mammalia; Rodentia; Muridae
Gene: Psme3
Product: proteasome activator subunit 3
Exons: 11
Coding region: 201-965 (254 amino acids)
Cellular component (GO): cytoplasm; nucleus; proteasome activator complex
Source: RefSeq, marked provisional